Messenger RNA from Mesitornis unicolor (brown roatelo), 382 nucleotides. RefSeq names its product solute carrier family 4 (anion exchanger), member 1, adaptor protein (gene SLC4A1AP). The annotation marks the transcript as partial. The record is from RefSeq and is a predicted model, not a curated record. The transcript is spliced from 4 exons. NCBI's taxonomy places the organism in Eukaryota, Metazoa, Chordata, Aves, Mesitornithiformes, Mesitornithidae.
UUUUCCUCCUGCAGGGACCCGAAGAGGACCAGGAGUCAGAGUCAGAACUAACUGUGACACAACUGAAGGCAUUGCGUAAGCAGCAGCAAGCAAAAUUAGAAAGGACAAUGUUGGGAGAGGACUCUGAUGAGGAAGAUGAAAAAGAGGAGAAAAGUGAGAGGAGUCAGAACAGUGAUACGAGCUGCUCCUGGGGAAUGGGGGAGGAUGCUGAGGAGGAUGAGGUGGAAGAAAACCCUAUUGCUAUUGAUUUUCAGGAUGUACAAGAUGCCUUCUAUAUGAAAGAUCCUAGGAAGGCCUUACAGGGCUUUUUUGACAGAGAAGGAGAAGAGUUAGAAUAUGAGUAUGAUGAUCGUGGGCACAAUAGCUGGCUAUGCAGGAUCAA